AUGCUCCUCACAGGAGUAGCAAUCCUGCUUUCUCUCUUUACACUCGUUCAGGCCUUUGCGCUUCCGCAGACUUCCAACGACAAUUUGGCCUCUUCAGCUACGACAGGGUAUAAGAAUGUCGCCAUCUAUGGUCGUAACUUCAACCCUCAAGAUCUUCCAGCCCAAGAACUUACCCACGUCCUCUACGCCUUCGCUAAUGUUCGACCGGAGACGGGCGAGGUCUACCUGACAGACACAUGGUCUGAUACUGACAAGCACUUCCCCUCUGACUCCUGGAACGACGUCGGCACUAACGUCUACGGAUGCAGCAAGCAGCUAUACCUACUUAAAAAGAGGAACCGCAAGCUUAAGUCGCUUUUGUCAAUUGGCGGGUGGACCUACUCCGCCAACUUUGCGGUACCAGCGUCAACACCUCAGGGUCGGAAAGCCUUUGCGAGCAGUGCGAUCCAGAUUCUCGCAGACCUUGGUUUCGAUGGUCUUGACGUUGACUGGGAGUAUCCUGCCGACGAAGCGCAGGCUAAUGACAUGGUCUCCCUCCUUGCAGAGACUCGGCAACAACUUAAUGAUUACUCGGCCCAGAACGCAAACAACCAGCAUUUACUUCUCACUGUUGCAUCGCCUGCUGGACCUUCGAAUUACAAUAAAAUGAAGCUCGCCGCCAUGGAUAAAUACCUUGACUUCUGGAACCUCAUGGCGUACGAUUACUCAGGCUCCUGGGACACCAACGCCGGCCACGACGCCAACUUCUGCCCCUCCUCUUCAAAUCCCUCUUCUACACCCUUUGGCACAAAGAAGGCACUGAACGACUACAUAUCCGCCGGAGUGCCUGCCAGCAAAAUUGUUCUCGGUAUGCCGCUGUACGGCCGCUCCUUCAGCCAGACCGAUGGGCCAGGGAGGCCGUUCCAGGGUGUGGGUAAGGGGACGUGGGAAGCCGGGGUCUAUGAUUAUAAAGUGCUACCUCAGGUUGGCGCAAAGAUCACUGAGGAUUUGGACCUGGUGGCGAGCUGGAGCUAUGAUGCUGCGAAGCGCGAGAUGAUCAGCUAUGACACGCCCGCCAUCGUCGCUAAGAAAGCCCAGCUCAUCCGCCAGCAGGGGUUAGGUGGGGGUAUGUGGUGGGAGAGCUCGAGUGAUAAGAAGGGUGCUGAUAGCCUUAUUUCUACGUUCGUCAAGCAUAUCGGUGGUAUCAGUGCGUUAGAUCAGAGUACGAAUCUGCUAAGCUUUCCACAGAGCAAGUAUGAGAAUCUAAAGGGAGGGUUUCCUAACAACUAG
Messenger RNA from Pyrenophora tritici-repentis Pt-1C-BFP, 1269 nucleotides. RefSeq names its product ChiA, Chitinase. Lineage: Eukaryota; Fungi; Ascomycota; Dothideomycetes; Pleosporales; Pleosporaceae. Gene Ontology annotation, molecular function: chitin binding; chitinase activity. The record is from RefSeq and is a predicted model, not a curated record. Gene Ontology annotation, cellular component: extracellular region. Gene Ontology annotation, biological process: chitin catabolic process; carbohydrate metabolic process.